CAGGAUUGCCUUGUCGUUCAAUUUCCCAAAUAAAGUCACCCGGCGAUGGAUCAUCAGAGUUCUUCCACGCUGAGAGGCGCCGGUUAAGUUGAGUUCUCAAGUCCCACCCUAGUUUCAUCUCUGGUAGCAGUGUAUCAGAUGGAUAAUCAAAGCUUUGCCACAAGUAAGCUCCCGAAGCAUUGCUACCAUCUAUCAAAACAAGAUUGCCAGAAUCCAGGAGCCGCAGUUUAGGAUUUUGAGCUGCUUUUGUUGAGUUAGCUGACCAAACAACAGUUAUGUUCUGAAUCAGAAGCUGAACAUCACCAGUGGUUGUUACCAUCAGCAUGCCAGAAGAGUCAUUUAUUGGAUUCACCCUGUUUGCAACCCAAACAACCGUGCAGACUGGGAUUUUCUUGUACCAAAUUCCCAAGUACCGGUUCCCAGAAGUGCCUGGACUGAAGAAACCCAACUCAAAGCUUCCAUCAUUGGAAAUUAAAGUCUUUCCGUCAGGGAGAGGCUCGGAUGGAGAAAUGGAGUCAAUUGCCGUGGAGGCUUUCAAGAAGAUUAGAAAACAAGUACCCACAAUUGCUAUCAAAGUAAAAAUAUCCAUUGCAUGUCUAAAAUUGAAGCUAUCUCCUGGCAAGAUCAAUUAUGAGCCUCCAUGAUUUGCGCAUGUCGAAAUCCCCGCACCGAAAAGAAAAAGGGACUUGACUAGUGUGGGUGCCGACAUGCUGGUAAAGGACCUGAUGGUGGAUUAGAGCAAUUGACUUGGCUUGACUUGUGUGGACAAAGGACUUGUUUGGUGGGGGGAUUUUUAGUAGGAAAGUUUUUGUUGAUAAAGUAGUUAGUAAAAGUAUUGUAAGAAAAAUUAAAUUAUGUA
Messenger RNA from Rubroshorea leprosula, 859 nucleotides. The record is from the annotation of a GenBank genome assembly. NCBI's taxonomy places the organism in Eukaryota, Viridiplantae, Streptophyta, Magnoliopsida, Malvales, Dipterocarpaceae.